AAGUCGAUCUGGGCGUAAGUGUGUGCACGUCUAGGCGGGGCUAGCAGUCAAGUCUCAAUUGUUCCCGGCGAUUGUAAAGUUAGACUGCUCUUUGGAAGAGUUGGGACUGUGUGUGGUUGUGUUGUGUCAACGAAUGAUUCAGCCGUACUACCACAUCCUCAGAGAAAAUUUGCGUAGCAUUUCCAAAUCGAGUGAAAUUCCGCUUAACAACACAACAGCUGCCGGAACAUGAAAUAUCGCAGACCUCCUUAAAACAACAAAGACUAGCAUCUGCUUCACUUCAACGUUUUCAGUCAGAUUUGUGGACACUUUCCCGUAUAUAAUUUAAUUUUUUUUAAAUGCGCGUUUUUUAAAAGUUCGAGGAACAUCAACGGAGUUUGCUGAUAUCCACUGAUAAUAACUGAGUCACGACUAUUUGAACAAAGAGGGAUACAGCAUCGCUUUCCAUACGCUACAGUGACAAUCCCAAUGAAAUAAGCAGCGCGUUCCUUUAUAUGGAGUGAGCCAUCCAUCAGCGGAGAGGCAGUGGACCUGGCGCUGUGGCUGGAACAAAACAUUUAAAGAACAGCUCUUCCUGAGAAGGGCCCUGGUUGCCAGGUGCUGAGGUUGUGUGCUGGGGUGAGAGGAGGCCAUUUUGUUAAAUGCUGUGAAGCUGCUGGAAGACCCAAGUGCCAUCAGGUGAGAGACAGGGAGUGAGAAGAGAGGACACUUCGAAAAAAGUCAUAAAUAAAUCAAAAAGCUUGGAUGCCAAGGACACCAUGGAUAGCCCGGCCCUUGAGUCCAAAGCGGAGCGGAUCGCCCGAUACAAGGCAGAGAGGAGGAGGGAGCUGGCGGAACGCUACGGCACUGCAGAGGAGGUCACUUCCAAAUACCUGAAGAGAGACAGGAAAGAGGCCUCGGAUACUGUUGCCAAGGGGCCUGAUGAGACGUCAAAAGCUGACAAGCCUGCAGGCGACCUGCCUGGAAAAGAAAGGCUGCCGGCGGCGGGCGCCGGCGACCGGGCGAGCAGGCGGACGGAGGAGAGCGCCCCGGGGACGGUUCGGGAUGUGGGAGAAGGGGGCGGGGCCUGCCGGGACACCGAAAAAGCACGCACGCGAGAGCCCAUCGCGAAAAAGGUCUCCAACGGCAGCGAGAUGGCCUCCACUAAAGCGGCAUCCUCCAUUAACAGCUCAUCGGAAACCCAGGAAGGACAGAGGCCAAGAGCCGAUGUCAAGACGGGUGACAGAGCCAUGUUCGGCACUGCAGCCAAGACGUCUCUGCUUGAAGAGCCGGAGAAGACUUCCGCCGCUGCCUGCGAACCCCGGCCCCGGCGUUCCAGCGAGCACCGAGCUCCUGCGCAGCCCGACUCCGACGAGGAAAUGGCGGCCGCUGCGAGUUCCCCCAAGGCGGCGCAGUCGGACGAGGCCGGGGCAGAGCAGGAGGCGGGGGAGGGCGAGGUGCAGGCUGUAAUGGAGGAGAGGCAGAAGGGAGGAAGCUGCAGCCCACAGCCUGUCACUACAGAGGAGGAGGACGAGGAGGAGAAGGAGGAGGAGGAGGAGGAGGAAAUGGUCCAAAGUGGCCUUACCCCAAUGUCCCCUCUGCAGUGGGGUGACCCCUUCUCUAUGUCUGACUGCCUGCAGGCCGAGGUGGACGAGGGCCACCCGGAGCCCCGGGCCCCCAGGGCCGCCGUGCAGAGGCAGGACUCUGAGCCGCGCGAGAUCAGGGGCAUCCUGAAGAAGAGCCGCUCCACCAGCGUGGAGACAGACCCGGGCGAGGUCCCUGAGCACCACUCGCCCACAGACGAGCAGGCUGGCAACGGCCACCGGGGGACGCUGCUGACUGAGACUCACGAUCAGGAGGAGGAGGAGGAUGAGGAGGAGGUGCAGGAGGAAGAAGUGGAGGAGGAGGAGGUGGACAGCGACGAGGAUGCCCCUGGGGCACGUGGGGAGACCCCAGAGGGGUCGGAGGGCGAGGGGAGCACCCAUUCCUCUUCUCUGUGGAGUCCGAGGGGUAGGAACAGCUCCUCCAGCUCCAGAGAAGAAUUCUCCGGGAAGCUGUCAUCCGAGGACCUGCCCCAGACCUUCUCUCUGUCUGAAGAGGGAGAGGACCUUGACAGUCUCGAUGGCAGCAUGAGCUCCUCCCUGAAAGAGAGGCUGGCGGAAAUGCUGGUCACUGAUGAAGACUGGAGGAGCAAACUGAAGAAGACCAAGCCCAGCGAGGUGAUCCACUCGUCAUUGGCUGAUCGCUGCAACCUGCUACAGGACGCUGAGAAUUCCUGGAGGAAGAAGAAGUCCGCGGCGGGGGUGGAGACCAAGGUGUCGCUGGCCGACCGCAUGCGCGUCCUGCAGGAGAAGGAGGAGCAGUGGAAGAGCCGGGGGAAGGGCGCCGCCAACGACUCCACCCAGUUCACCGUCGCCGGACGCAUGGCCAAGAGAGGCCUAGUGUCUGCGGUGCCCGGCAAAGACGAUCCCCCCACCGUCCACAGCAAGAAGUCCUCCACGGGAACCCCAGUCAAGCCACUGGAAGAGAUCUCCACCCGCUCCGACGUGGACGUCGUUGGGGACAAGAGGCUGGACAAGCUGGAGUCCUUCCUGGACAAGCUGCACAACAAAGGCAUGGGGCCCCGGGAGACCUCCAUCAAGGUGACGGCGGAGACGGUGAAGGAGGUGAUGACGCUGGACGACGAGGAGACGUUCGGCCGCUUCUACAAGGCCGUGUCCCCCACGGCCCUCGGCCCCGUCGCGUCCUUCGACUCUGUGGCGGACUUCAGCGUCAUCCAGUCCAACACGCCCAAGCUAACGUCCACAGUGGCCGAGCACAAGCGGGCGAUGCGUCCGCCUCGGAAGACCCGCGCCUCCCAGAACCCCCUGCGGGCACUGGCGGCGCGUGACGACAUCAGGCAGGAGUACACCGAGCAGAGGCUCAACGUCGCCACCGUGGAGACCAAGAGAAUACAAGUAGAGAGAAUGGCCAAGCAUUCCAACCUGGCGGACGCUGCCCUGGCUGGGCUGGCCAGCAAGGAGAACUUCCGCAACGUGCACCUGCGCAACGUCAAGUCCACCGAGGUGGUGACCAACAACAGCGCCCUGCCUUUCAAGAAGCUCAUGCUCAUCCUCAUUAAAGGGCGGAGGCACAUCCAGGUGCGUCUGGUGGAGCCGACGGCCCGAUCGCUGAACAGCGGGGACUGCUUCCUCCUGAUCACGCCCAAGCACUGCUACAUGUGGACCGGGGAGUUUGCCAACGUUAUUGAGAAAGCCAAGGCCUCGGAGAUGGCUACCUAUGUGCAGACCAAGCGCGACCUGGGCUGCAAAGCACCACAGGUGACCAUCCUAGAGGAGGGAAUCAACACGGACAACCACAGAGCCAAUGAGUUCUGGAAACUUCUGGGUGGAAAGACCGAGUAUAAAGGAGCGGGGGAUCCAGAAGAGGACGAGCUGUUUGAGAGCGGGGUGGUGGAGUCUAACUGCGUGUACCGCCUCGUGGAGGACCGGCUGGUUCCCCACGAUGAGGCCUGGGCCUCCAUCCCCAGUGUCUGCAUGCUCAACUCCAAGGAGGUGCUGCUGUUUGACUUCGGGAGCGAGGUGUACGUGUGGCACGGCAAAGACGUGCCCCUCGGCGACCGGAAGGUGGCGGCGCAGCUGGGGAAGCAGCUCUGGAGCGGGUCCUACGACUACAGCAGCUGCAGCGUCAACCCGCUCGACCCCUCCGCCAGCAACCCGGAGAUACAGCCGCAGGGGGAGGGGCGCCCCAGCUGGGCGCUGUUCGGCCGGCUGUCGGAGCACAACGAGACGGCCCUCUUCAGGGAGAAGUUCCUGGACUGGGCCGAGAGGAGCAGCUCCAAGGAGGAGGGCGCCGUGGAGGAGGUGAAGAGUCCCGUCCACGCCGCCCCUCACAGAGUCCCCGAGUCGGAGCUGCGCCCCUGUGACGUGAAGGCGCUGCUGGCGGGAGGGGGCGUGGCCGUGCGCACGGUGCUGGAGGGCGUGGACGUGCAGCGGGGUCGCGGCCUGGUGCGCAGCGAGGACGGCCGGCAGGCCCAGCUGGCCACCGUGGCCGUGGACGUCUGGCACAUCCGCGAGUUCGACGACUACGAGAUCCCCAAGGAGAGCUGCGGACAGAUGCACGAGGGCGACACGUACGUCAUCCGCUGGAAGUACUCCGUCUCCAACGUGGUUGGGAAGAGGCAGCGCCCAGGCGAGCUGAGCACUGCAGGCCCGGGGCGCGAGCGUAGCGCCUGCUUCUUCUGGCAGGGCCGCCACUCCAGCGUCAGCGGGAAGGGCACCUCGGCGCUCAUGACCGUGGAGCUGGGCAACCACAGGGGGGCGCAGGUUUUGGUGGCUCAGGGGAAGGAGCCUCCCUGCUUCCUGCAGCUCUUCCAGGGAGGUCUGGUCAUCCACAAGGGCAGCCGGGAGGACAGCUCCACCAACACAGGGGGCUGGCGCCUGUUCUGCGUGCGCGGCGAGGCGACGGAGGAGGGCUCCCUCGUGGAGGUGGACUGCCGCUGCUCCAGCCUCCGCUCCCGCGCCUCCCUGGUCCUGCUCCACGCCCAGCAGGGGGCGCUCUUCCUGUGGCACGGCUGUAAGUCCCACGUCCGGGCGCGCGAGGUGGGCCAGAAGACGGCGGAGCGGCUCACGCAGACGUGUCCUCCUGAGCUGGGCCUGAGCAGUAACAGCAGUGUGGAGGUGCAGGAGGUGGAGGAAGGCACAGAGCCGGCGGAGUUCUGGAACGCGCUGGGGCAGCAGGACAGGAAGGCCUACGACUGCAUGCUCAAAGACCCAGGCAAGUACAACUUCACCCCCCGGCUCUUCCACCUGAGCGCCUCCUCGGGGGUCUUUGAGGGGGAGGAGCAGCUGAGCCCCGCCCGCAUCACAGGCUCCGUCAUGGCCCUGCCCUUCCUGCAGGAGAACCUGUACUCUGUGCCGCAGCCAGCCCUCUUCCUUCUGGACAACCGCUUGGAGGUGUACCUGUGGCAGGGCCGGCAGCCCGACGACGCCGAGUGCACCGGCUCUGCCAAGAUCCGCUGGGACAUGGAGAGGAAGUGCGCCAUGGAGACCGCGCUCCAGUACUGUAGAGAAAAGAACCAUAAGCGCCCCCCACAGGCCUACCUGAUCCUUGCAGGUGCUGAGCCCCUCACUUUUACCAACAUCUUUCCCUACUGGGAGAGAGACCCCAACAUAAAGCUGCAGGGGGAGGCAGCGCGGAACAAGGUGACGCUGGUGAAGGACGCUCUCUCCAGGCUCAGUAAGACCCAGUACACCGCGGAGGAGCUGCUGGCCAAGCCGCUGCCAGAGGGGGUGGAUCCCCUGCGCCUCGAGAUCUACCUGUCUGACCAGGACUUCCAGAGAGUGUUGGAGAUGAAGAGAGAGGAGUUCAACUCCCUUCCUAAUUGGAAACAAAUCAACCUGAAGAAAAGUAAAGGACUGUUUUAAAAGCCUGAGGAAAAAACAAAUUCUUCUACGCUAUUUCUGUAAACCAAAAUAACUAGUUAUCAAAUGCUCUGCACUUUUUGUAUUAUUUUUAAGAAAAGCGUAUUUUCUUGUAAAUCGACCGUUCAAAUGUACAUACCUCCCGGAUGUAUCUUUUUAAGGGGUUACAGUUUUUUUCCAUCUUUUCAAAGGUGGAAAUUUUAAGAGACUUGUUGCAUGCUAAAUCGUAUUUCUGACAGGUUUAAAGGUAGAUUUGGGUGGACAGCACUGCCUGUAUAUACCUUCAAAAUGUAUUAAAACUUCAAAUAUGUAUCAAACUAUAUACAUGCCUGAAAUAUAAAUAUGUAUUAUAAAUAUAUUUUUUCUUAUCCUCGGGGAUGGGCUUUAUAGAAAACUAGAUAACGGAGGGAGUCGAUGCCAAAACACAAGCUGUGCUUAGAGUGCAAGUGCAAAUGAUGCUAGUGCAUGUUUCCGGUAGGAACGUAUCUAGGGUCACGACCCCUGGUCUUCGUCUGCCUCAGUACCCAUUAACCGUGCCGCAUAAGAGUGAUGAACUGCCUUUGAACCCAAUGAUGUAUAAACACAUGCAGAACACUAUGGUGGAAAACAAAUUGUAGUUUGUUUUUAAAUAAAAUGUAAUGUUUUUUU
Messenger RNA from Anguilla rostrata (American eel), 6050 nucleotides. RefSeq names its product supervillin d (gene svild). The transcript has 29 exons. Gene Ontology annotation, biological process: cytoskeleton organization; actin filament severing; actin polymerization or depolymerization. The coding region runs from base 759 to 5405 and encodes 1548 amino acids. The record is from RefSeq and is a predicted model, not a curated record. Gene Ontology annotation, molecular function: actin filament binding; phosphatidylinositol-4,5-bisphosphate binding. NCBI's taxonomy places the organism in Eukaryota, Metazoa, Chordata, Actinopteri, Anguilliformes, Anguillidae. Gene Ontology annotation, cellular component: cytoplasm; actin cytoskeleton.